This is a messenger RNA of Funneliformis caledonium, 3051 nucleotides long. Lineage: Eukaryota; Fungi; Glomeromycota; Glomeromycetes; Glomerales; Glomeraceae. The record is from the annotation of a GenBank genome assembly.
AUGGUUAAGAAGAAUAAUGAGCCUCAAGAAAAUGAAUCUUUAGAAAAGCAAAGGACAUCCGAAUAUAUUAGGACAAAUGAUAAUGGUUCUUAUCCACUCCCAACGGGAAAAGCACUUGUAGAAACUGAUACAACAUCGCCUUCGCCUCACCUAUCAAAUCAAAAUACCAAUUUGACAAAUGCCGAUUAUCUUGGUUUAAUACUUACCUCAAAAGUUUAUCAAAUUGUAAAAGAAACUCCUUUGCAACAUGCUAUAAAUCUUUCUUUAAGAGUAAAAAAUGAAGUGUUGUUAAAAAGAGAAGAUUUACAUGAAGUGUUUUCUUUUAAAAUUAGAGGUGCUUAUAAUAAGAUAGCUCAUUUGAGUGAUGAGGAAAGGGCAAGAGGAGUAAUUGCAUGUUCUGCUGGAAAUCACGCACAAGGUGUUGCUAUGUCUGCAAAACAUCUUGGACUUAAGGCAACUAUUAAUGUCAGCGCAACUCCAGAAAUUAAAUAUCGUAAUGUUGAACGACUUGGUGCUAAAGUUGUUUUAUACGGAAAUGAUUUCGAUGAAGCCAAGCAAGAAUGUUCUCGUCUCGCCGAGAUAGAGCAACUUACUAAUAUUCCUCCUUAUGAUGAUCCAUACGUUAUAGCUGGUCAAGGAACAAUCGCGAUGGAGAUCAUGCGUCAACACAGUUUACACAAUUUGGAACAUAUUGAUGCGAUUUUCGCAUGCGUUGGUGGCGGUGGUCUUAUCGCUGGUAUUGGUAGUUACAUCAAAAGGUUAUGGCCUAACAUCAAGAUUAUUGGAGUCGAAACAUAUGAUGCUAAUGCAAUGCAUUUGUCAUUAAAAAAUCAAAAACGUGUUACUCUCGAAGAAGUCGGUUUGUUUGCUGAUGGAGCUGCUGUUAGAAUUGUAGGAGAAGAAACUUUUAGAGUAUGUAGGAAGGUGGUGGAUGAAAUGAUUAUGGUGACCACCGAUGAAAUUUAUACUCGAUCUAUUGUAGAACCUGCUGGUGCACUUGGAGUAGCAGGUGUUAAAAAAUAUAUAGCUGAUAAUAAAAUAAGUGGUGGGAUAUUUGUAGCCGUCACGUCAGGAGCAAAUAUGAACUUUGAUCGGCUUAGAUUUGUUGCCGAACGUGCUGAACUUGGGGAACAACGUGAAGCUUUGAUAUCCGUUAUUAUACCGGAGCGUCCUGGAAGCUUCGUGCGACUUUAUAAUCAUAUUUAUCCACGUCAAAUAACAGAAUUCUCUUAUAGAUACUCUGAUUCAGACAAAGCAUGGAUUUAUAUGUCAUUCAUGGUUAAUAAUCGUGAGCAAGAGCUUCCUAAAAUUUUGCAUGAUUUGAGAGAACAUGGAAUGUACGGACAAGACAUUAGCGAUAAUGAGAUGGCCAAGAGUCAUGCUAGAUACCUAGUAGGAGGCAGAAGUAAAGUCGAAAAUGAACGAUUAUAUAGAUUUGAAUUUCCAGAAAGACCUGCAGCACUUCAAAAAUUCUUAUGCGGACUUAGAUCGGAUUGGAAUAUUUCACUUUUUCAUUAUCGUAAUCAUGGAUCGGGUAUGAUGAACAAGAAAGUUGGUCAAGUUUCCUGUGUAAAUUUCUAUAUUAAACAUGCUCAUAUUACUGUUACAGAUAUAGGUAAAGUUUUGGCUGGAAUUCAAGUUCCGCCUCAGGAUUCCGAAGCGUUUGAAACUUUUAAGAAUAAUUUAGGGUACCACGUUGUUGACGAAACUGAUAACCCUGUUUAUAAACAAUUUUUAAUCAUCAUAAUGAGUAUAUUCUCAAAGUCGAAUCUUUCAGAUAAAGGCAUUACUGUUGUAUUAGGUUCUCAAUGGGGCGACGAAGGAAAGGGUAAAUUGGUUGACUUAUUGGCACAAGAGGCUGAUGUGUGCGCACGUUGCGCAGGAGGAAAUAAUGCUGGACAUACCAUUGUAGUUAAUGGUACUAAGUAUGAUUUCCAUAUACUUCCCUCGGGUUUGAUCAAUCCUAAAUGCGUAUCGGUUAUCGGAUCGGGAGUUGUCGUUCAUAUUCCUUCGUUCUUUACCGAAUUAGAACAACUGGAAGCAAAAGGAUUGGAUGUUAAAGGUCGCAUAUUUCUAUCGAAUCGUGCACAUUUAGUAUUCGAUUUCUAUCAGAUUGUUGAUGGGUUGAAAGAAUUAGAACUUGGUCGUUCAAGUAUCGGUACAACCAAGAAAGGUAUUGGGCCAGCGUAUUCAUCAAAAGCCUCACGUUCUGGUUUGCGGGUUCACCAUUUGUCGAAUCAUCAAGCAUUUGCUGAAAAAUUUCAAAAAUUGGUCACGAAUCGAAAGAAACGAUACGGGAAUUUCGAUUACAAUGUUGAAGCAGAAAUUGAACGUUACAAGGAAUUAUCUAUUCGCCUUCAGCCCUAUGUCGUUGACAGUGUAACUUUCAUGCACCAGUGUAUAGCUUCAAAAAAGAAAAUUUUAGUAGAAGGUGCCAACGCUUUGAUGCUCGAUCUUGACUUUGGUACUUACCCAUUUGUAACAAGUUCUAACACUACCGUUGGUGGUGUUAGUACUGGAUUGGGUAUUCCACCAUCCAAGAUCGAUAAAGUCAUUGGUGUGGUGAAAGCUUAUACAACUAGAGUAGGAGGCGGACCUUUCCCCACCGAAUUACUUGACGAAACUGGAGAAUAUCUACAGCGUGUUGGCGCAGAAAUAGGUGCUACUACUGGAAGAAAGCGACGUUGUGGGUGGCUUGAUCUCGUAGUUUUGAAGUAUUCAACUCUUAUCAACGGUUAUACGAGUCUCAACCUAACGAAACUUGAUGUCCUGGAUGACCUUCCAGAAAUCAAGAUUGCAACUGCGUAUUUAUUAGAUGGAAUCCCUUUGGAAAGUUUUCCAGCGGACUUGGAAUCCCUUGAAAAAAUCACCAUUCAAUAUGAGAAUCUACCGGGAUGGCAAACUGACAUUUCAAAAUGUCGUCGAUUUUCUGAUUUGCCGACAAACGCACAAAAUUACGUAAAAAGAAUCGAGAAAUAUUUAGAAGUUCCGAUUGAAUGGAUUGGCGUUGGUGCUCGUCGCGAAGAUAUGAUUGAUUUAAAAAAUAAUUAA